AUGUCUAUCCCCUCCUUCUCUGGCGGUUCUUCAUCUAUGGGGGCCCCUGGGGGGCCCCCAGGGGGGCCCCCCGAGUCUCCUGGGGGCCCCUCAGGGGUACCCCCUUGGGGGCCCCCCCCUGGGGCCCCCACUAACAAUGGGGGCCCCCAGGGGGCCCCUAUCCCUAUGACUUCUUGUGUUGGAUCUGGGGGGGCCCCCCUGUUUAAGGGUUUGAAUGAUGAGGGUGGGGGGCCCCCCUGUUCUAUGGGUUUGAUAAAUAUGAAGGGGGCCCCUAAUAAAAAGGGUUUAGACUUAAGUUUAAUGUCAGGGGGCCCCCAGCCCUCUGUUUAUCAGCAUCAGUCUGUGAAGCAAAUGUGCGGAGGCACCUUAAAACAAGCAGCAAGAAGAGCAGCUCUAUUAUCUGUCCGAAAGACUAAAAGAGAAGCUAUAAAGACGAAUAACAGAGUGCGUCAAGCAUUACAAGGAGACGUCCCCCCUCAGCCGCAGCCCUUGAGGCCAUUGCUAGGGGGUCUGUAUCGGCUGCUGCAGCAGCAGCAGCAGCAUAUGCAGCAGCAGCAGCAGCAUAUGCAGCAGCAGCAACAUAUGCAGCAGGACUAUGAGCAGCAGCAAGUGCAGAGUCUGCUCCUGCUGCUGCAGCAGCAAGCGCAUGCUCUGCAGCAGUUGUUCGGGCUUAUGUAUACUUUUCCUAAUCUAUUAGAUGAGCUUGCAGAGACACCAGAAGAUAUUGCCCCUGCAGCAGCAGCAGCAGCAGCAACAGCAGCAGCAGCAGCAGAUGCUGCUGCGCCAUUUCAAGGGGACGCUCACACUGUCUUUUUGCUUGCGAUUGAACAAGCUACUCCCCUCUACCAGCGCUGCAUUGCAGCUGCACAGCAGCAGCAGCAGCAGCAGCAGCAGCAGCACGAGGCGUUGCUGCUGCAGCUGCUAGCGGAUGCAUGCGGCUGCCUCGGGGAGACAGCAGCUGCUGUCCCUGUAGAUGAAAAGACAGUGCAGCAAACCGUCCCCUUGCUGCUGCCUCUAAUAGAUCCCUCCCAAGUGCAGCAGCUGCAGCAGCAGCAACAGCAGUUGGUGCAGCUGCUGCAGACUCGUGCUGCUGCUGCACUUGCGAAUGUCGCAGCAACUUGGCCGUCAACAAGUGCUUCUCUAGGGGCUUCAGCCCCAGCGUUGCGUUUGCUGCAGCAGGCGCAGCAGCAGUUUGCUGCUGCCUAUACACCGCAAAGCAGCAGCACGGGCAACGACCAGCAGCAGCAAGAGCAGCAGCAACAGCAGCAGCAGCAGGCGGUGCAGCUGGUUGCAACUGCUGCUCGAUUGUGUGCAAACCUGCAGCGCCACAUCCCCGACUCUGGAGCAGCAGCAGCAACAGCAGCAACAGCAGCAACAGCAGCAGCAGCAGAAGCGGAGAUCCUCGCGCAGCAGGUGGCGACUCUAGAGGCCCUGCUGCAGGUAGAGCUGCAGCAGCAGCAAGCUUUGCUGCUGUACAGUGCAGCAGAUAAUCGCCGUGCUGCAGUGUGUGAAGUCUUGUGGUGCCUUAAUGCUGAACUGCGGUCGCUGCUGCUGCACACUCCACAGCAGCAGCAGCAGCAGCAGCAGCAGCAGGGGGAGCGGCAGCUUGGGGGUUGCCGCACUGCUGCUGCUGCUGCUGUUGCUGCUGCAUGCCCCUCUCUGGGACAGACACUGCUGCAGAUUGCUGAAAUGGCGCUGCAAGGCGCAGACAGAGCAAAGCAGCAGCAGCAACAGCAGCAGCAGCAACAGCAGCAGCAGCAGCAGCAGCAGCAAGAUGGUGAUGCCUUGUUGCGAGAGAGACUGCAGCUGACGGGGGCCGAUGGGAUCGUACCAGCUUUACAAAGCCUAGGUAAGCAGCAGCAGCAGCAGCAGCAGCAGCAGCAGCAACGACAACAGUAG
Molecule: messenger RNA, 1899 nt
Organism: Eimeria acervulina
Lineage: Eukaryota; Apicomplexa; Conoidasida; Eucoccidiorida; Eimeriidae
Exons: 1
Coding region: 1-1899 (632 amino acids)
Source: RefSeq, a predicted model, not a curated record